CUAUAUAUCCACUGCAAAAACCCACAUAAUGGCGUGAGAUUCCUACACCAGAUGCAAGUUGGGGGCCAAACUCCACCACCAUCAAAUUAGCUGCUACUUGGAGCUUGAGCUAUCCUGAUCCUGGAUAGAAUCCUACGAGGAGUGCAGCCCUGAACCAAUCCAUUGGCCGCAAAUACGGUGCACCUGUAAAUUGGUUGGCUGGGAGAUCUCAGCCGCACCUGUGGUCAGCACCAGCAUGAAGAAUCACACCCUGGGGAGGCAGGCUGGCAGGGCAGGCUGCAGGGAUCAGCUGGAGCUCAUAAGGCUGAAGCCCCCAAAAUCAUGAGCUGUCUUUCUUCUUCUCUCGCCAUUGCUAGGCAGGAGUGAGGUGACGACUGAUAUCAAUUGACCGAAGGCAACAUCUACAGCUCGAUAUAUAUUCUCAGCCAGGAAAAGUACGAAGCCGACACGAUCAAUUUCCAACAUCAUGAUCCCGCAUAGAUUCCGACCCCGAGGGCCAGGGCCCAAGCAGCAGCAACAGCAGCCGAGAGAUGCUCGGUCGGAAGCUGGCAGCGCAGUCAGUGGACGAAGCGGCCCUGACCAAGCGAAAGACGUCCCGAUGGUAUUGAUUCCACAACCACCAGCCAAGAAGCCCAAGAAGAUUGCACCACAAGCUGCAAUUGACGAAUUUUGGGCCAAGUUCAAUAGCAAGACUCCGGGCAUUGCGGAAACCGUCCUCCCCAAAAACGUCUACGCGAAGAAAGCACGCGAGCAACAGCCCAAAGGCACCAUUAGACCCGAACCUGCUGUCAAGUCAUACGAGGAAGCUGCCCAGAACUGCAAAGAUAAAGUCGCAAAGAUCGUCAAAGAAUGUCGUCGUGUCAAUCAGAAGUACCGCGAUCCGCACUUCGACAUCGAGUUCGACUUGAAGUGGGGUAAGAAAGAUUGUCUCACCAUGCUCAGUGGCAAGAAGGAUGAUGUCGACGACGACGACGAUGACUCGAUGUGGAACUUCGAUUUUGGGUUCAGCCCGGGAAGCGUGAAGAGAGUGGGAGACAUUUUUGAGGAUCCUAAGUUUUAUAUUGGUGGUGCGAAUGCGAAUGAUAUUCGUCAAGGACGGGAUGGCGAUUGUUGGUUCAUGGCUGCGUUGUGUACUUUGGGCAACAAGGCGGAUCUAAUUCCCAAGGUCUGCGUUGCUCGAGAUGAGCAAGUCGGUGUCUAUGGUUUCGUCUUCCAUCGAGAUGGAGAAUGGGUCAGUGAGAUUAUUGACGAUAAGCUUUACUUGACGAAGCCGGAUUAUGACGAGAGUUGGAUUGAGAGGAAUCUGAUUGAGGAUCGUCAAAGAAUCAAUUCUGAAGAGGACUAUAGAAAGAUCUAUCAGUCUGGCUCUGGAGCUUUGUACUUUGCUCAAUGCGAGGAUCCGAACGAGACUUGGCUUCCUCUUCUAGAGAAGGCCUAUGCCAAGGCUCAUGGUGAUUAUGCUGCCAUUGAAGGAGGGAGCACUGGUGAAGGUCUCGAAGAUUUGACCGGAGGCGUCACAACUGAGAUAUUCAGUACCGACAUCCUUGACAAAGAGUAUUUCUGGAACGAAGAACUCAUGAACGUCAACAAGGACUUCUUGUUCGGAUGUGCUGCUGGUAUCUUCUGGGGUCGUGGAAACCGGAAGGGUAUCUACGAAGGUCACGCAUAUUCUAUCCUUAAAGCGGUUGAGAUGGAUGGGCAGAGACUUGUUCUUGUUCGCAAUCCUUGGGGAGAGGGAGAGUGGCAUGGGCCUUGGAGCGACGGCAGUAAGGAAUGGACGCCCGAAUGGAUGCAGAAGCUCGACCAUCGAUUCGGCGAUGAUGGUGCCUUCUGGAUGUCCUACGAUGAUCUACUGAAGAAGUACGAAACCUUCGAUCGCACACGACUUUUCAACGAUGAAUGGAAAGUCACCCAACAAUGGACUUCUCUUCAAGUCCCAUGGACAGUUGGAUACCAAGACACCGAAUUCCACUUCACGCUCGAGAAUGCCGCUUCUGUGGUCAUUGUCCUGUCACAAUUGGAUCAACGCUACUUCUGCGGUCUUGAGGGUCAAUAUAAUUUUGAGCUCUCAUUCCGUGUCCACAAAGCUGGCGAAGAAGACUACAUUGUCCGCUCCCACGGCAACUACUGGAUGCGACGAUCCGUCACUGCCGAAUUGGAUCUUGAGGCUGGAGAAUACCACGUCUUGAUGAAGGUCGAGGCCGAGAAGAACGACUAUGGAUACUCUGUCGAAGAUGUCAUCCGCAGCAAUGCCAAGGAUCGUCGGGAUAAGUUGAUGCGCAUUGGUCUCGCUUACGAUAUGGCGAUGGCAAAAGGUAAAGUCGUCGAGACUGAGGAUGAGAAAAAAGCUCGAAAGGCUUAUGAGGCAAAGAAGAAAGCCAAGGCUAAGAAGGAGAUGAAGGAGAAAUUGAUGAAGGAAAAAAAGAAGAGGCGACAUGUUGAAAAUAGGGAUUUGAGAAAGCAGAGAGCUGCUAAUGCCAAACGGAAGGAGAAGGAGAAGGCCCGUAUGGAGAAGAGAAAGGCCAAGGAGGCUGAAGAGGCUAAGAAAGAUGAGGCCAAAGACGAAAAGAAAGAGGAGAAAAAGGAGGAUGUUCAAGCUGAGAUUGCUGAAGAGAUCAAGAAACAAGACGAGACCACAGAGUCCGCAACUGAAGUCAAAUCAGAAGUCAAGGACGAACCCAAGCCAGAGAUCAAGGAUGAGCCUAAGCCCGAAGUCAAGGAAGAAGCCAAGGAAGAGUCUAAACCCGAAGUCAAAGAAGAACCCAAAGAAACUCCCAAGGAAGACACUAAGCCCUCAGAUCCUACCCCACCAGCCACCGAAACCAAGCCUACUCCCGACCAACCAGCACCACCAACCGACAUCCCAACCUCGGACCCCAACGCACCCCUCCCUCCCCUCCCACCACCCCCACCCUUCGACGACUUCGACGACGACGACCUCUCAGACCUCAACAGCGUCGUAUCCGACAUCUCCUCCUCCGCGGUCUCCGACGCGAUUCUGGACGCCAAACUCGCAGCCGACGCCUCUCUCCCCCCUCCUCUCCCGCCCAACGAUGACGACGAAGAUGAGUUCGAGCGCGAUCCCUGGAACGCGGUCGCUGUUGUGGGGCUGAGGGUGUAUUGCAAGGGGAGCGGGGUGACGGUGAAGGUUUGUCGGCCGAGGGAGUGGGAGGAGGGGGAGGGGAAGCUGGAUUUGGAUGACAGUGCUGCAGAUGCUACGAAGGAUGUUGUUGAGAAAGUUGAGGAAGAGAAGAGAGAGGAGAGUAAGGUUGCUAAGGGAGAGGGGGAUGAAAAGAAGAGUGAAGGGGAGAGUGAGGGGAGUGUUGUUGUUGUGUGAGUGAUUCUGGCAUUUGCCUAUGAAUUAACUGUGAGUAGUAGCACGGGUCGAAGAUUUGAUCGGCAUUCAAAUUGCGUUAUGUAGCAUGUUUAUGUUCUUCUCAAUGUAGUUUCUGUCUUAAGGAAAAUCUCAUACCAAUUUCUGGACACUGGGCAUACUUUUAUUCAUGUUCUUGCCGAACGACAUGCUGAAGAGGAUGUAUGCCUUGUCAAUCUGAUUCAUCUUUCAUAUUCCUCCCUAUGAUUCGCAGAUAAUUUUGCACAAUUCAUCUUACCCCAUUCCCGUAGAAUAUUCAUGAAUCAUAC
This is a messenger RNA of Mollisia scopiformis, 3642 nucleotides long. RefSeq names its product cysteine proteinase. Gene Ontology annotation, cellular component: cytoplasm. Lineage: Eukaryota; Fungi; Ascomycota; Leotiomycetes; Helotiales; Mollisiaceae. Gene Ontology annotation, biological process: proteolysis. Bases 467 to 3337 code for a protein of 956 amino acids. The transcript is spliced from 5 exons. Gene Ontology annotation, molecular function: calcium-dependent cysteine-type endopeptidase activity. The record is from RefSeq and is a predicted model, not a curated record.